Poecile atricapillus (Black-capped chickadee) is the source of this 2990-nucleotide messenger RNA. RefSeq lists its product as uncharacterized. The transcript has 4 exons. Bases 509 to 1228 code for a protein of 239 amino acids. Gene Ontology annotation, biological process: interleukin-15-mediated signaling pathway. Lineage: Eukaryota; Metazoa; Chordata; Aves; Passeriformes; Paridae. The record is from RefSeq and is a predicted model, not a curated record. Gene Ontology annotation, molecular function: interleukin-15 receptor activity. Gene Ontology annotation, cellular component: plasma membrane.
GACCUCCAAGAUCGAGUCCAACCCAGCCCCAACCCCUCAACCAAACCACAGCACCCAGUGCCACAUCCAGGCUUUUUUAAACACAUCCAGGGGUGGUGACUUCACCACCUCCCCAGACAGAAAAUUCCACUAUUUUAUCACCCUUCCUGUAAAAAUCUUUUUCCUAAUUUCCUAAACCCAGCCUGUAUUUCCCUUGGCGCAGCUUGAGGCUGUGUCAUCUCUUGCCUGGAUAAAGAGCCCAACGCCCAGCUGACCCCAGACUCCCUCCAGGGAGUUUAGAGAGCGCCAAGGUCACUCCCGAGUCUCCUUUUCUCCAGGAUAAACAACCCCAGCUCUCUCAGCAUUCCCUGCCCGUCCCUGGCUCCCCAUCCCGGCAGGGCGGCGCGUCCCUCCCGGUGGCACCGUCCCGAAAGCGAAAGCGAAACCGCUCGGGAACCGCGACAGCAGCGGCAGGGAAGGGCCACGGAUCUCCCGCAGGAGAUCCCGGAGCUGUCCCCGGGCCGGUGCCAUGGCACGGCCGCUGCUGCCGCUGCUCUGCGCUACGGCCGCUCUGCUGCUGCUCCGCGCCGCCGCCGACACCGCGCGAUGCAGCCGCCCCAAAGCCGUGGCCAACGCUCGCAUCGAGGCUGGGAAUCGCACGGAGCUCAAUUCCCGCCUGCGCUACUCCUGCAAUCCCGGAUACAAACGGAAAGCCGGGACCUCCAGCCUCAUCCAGUGCAUCCUCUGGAAUGGCUCCGAGCCCCGCUGGACCGACCCCACGCUCCAGUGCAUCCGAGAUCCGGCUCAUUCCUGGGAAACCCCUGGCAUGGAGAGCACGACCCAGAGGGGUGAGGAACGGGAUUGGGAUUGGGAUUGGAGCCUGGGGUUUGGAAACCCCAACAUUCCCGUGGUGGGAUCCGAUUCACGCCGUCUCCUGAAAUCCCAGCUGUCGGAUGAGGGGGCGGAAAUAACGGAGCUGCUUUUCCAUUUUGGGAAUUUCAAGAUUUCCCAUCGUUUUCUCAGCAGGAAGAACCGAUGCCAGCCCGAAUUCCAGCCCGAAUUCCAGCCCGAAUUCCAGCCCCUCUCCAGCUUCCAGUCAGUCCCCUGUGCUGCCAGAUGGAUCCAGGCCGCUGGAGACGAUUCCAACACCGGACACAUCCACGCUGGGAGAGGGGAGAACCCCGCUGCCCAUCCCGCCCACGGAUCACGCUGCAGUUUCCAUCCUCUCUGUGGGCUCUUCCGUCGGUAAGUUGGGAAAAAAAUCGCUUAUUUGGGAAACGGGGGCUUAUUUAUUCUUUUUUAAAGCUUCAAAUCCCUUUUGGGAGCUGUGGGAGCUUUAUUCCAUGACCAACGGGAAUGGGAGGGGGAGGGAAAGGAUUCAGCACCCAAAUUCCUUCCUGGAAAGAAGAAUUCCCAAUUUUCUCCCUCUGGGGGUGGGGAGGGCACCUUGUGAUGGUGUUUGGCUCCUUCUGGAGUUAUUUUGGUGGAAUUCCUCGACUGUGGGUUGGGAGAUGUUCCUCACUCCGUGUCUCCAUCCCGCAGGAUUCCUGGUGCUGCUGGCCUCCGGAAUUGCGGCCGCCUGCUGCUGGAGGAGGAAGUAAGGAUGAGUUUUCCAAAGCUUCUGUGCUUUCCAAAGGAAAACCUUGGAAUGGCACCGACGCUCCUCUUCCCUCCGCAGGUGCACCAGGCAGGGCUACGCGGUGACGGAGACGGAUAUUCCCAUGGAAGCUCAUCCCGCCGGGAAUGAGGAGGUGGAGCCUCCCGUCGUCGUCCCCACAGGCUGAGCACCCGGCCCGGGGACACUCGGAGCAUUCCCAUCCCGAGGGAUGCCGGAGGAUGGAAUUCCGGCCGCUUCCCUGAGAGCAGCCAGGGACGCACGGCUGAACGCGGAUGGUUCCCAUGGAUGAUCCCAAAGGUGGGAUCUGGAGCUGGGAUUUGUGGGAAUUGGCCCUGGGGAUGCUGGUGGUGGGCAGGGAGAAGGUUGGGAUGUUGGGAUGGGGUUUGGGAUGAAGCUGAGCUGCCCUGCCCCAGGUAAUUCCCAUCCCCUGUCCAUGGAUAGACUUGGAUUAGCUGGAUCCCAUGCCUUUCCCAGCUCUGUCCCAAAUCCCAGGAAUUGGAUGGAAAGACCCAGCUGAGCAUUUCCACACAUCCUCAUCCCUUUCCUGUUCUCUUCCAGCCACUGAGCCAAAGGUGUUGGGAACAUCCCACCCUCACACACAGCUCAGGGAUCCUUGGGAAGCACUUCCAGCGCCGAUCCCGGCUCCGGAUCCCGAUCCCCACCUGGAAUCCAAGCUGGAGCGGCGUCUCCACGGACACCAUCAAGGACCAAAUAAUUUAGGGAAUAUUUUCCUUUGUGUGUUUCCCUUUAUCCAUCAGCAGUUUUUAUCCACUUGUUCCCUUAUCCAGGUUUUUAUCCACUUGUUUCCUCACACUCCAGAAAAGGCAGCUCUCUAUUUUUAGGUAGAAAUAAAUGUAUUUUAUAUGGAAAAUACACUCAGAUUUUUAACUGGAUGUCUCGGGAAGGAUUGGAUUGGGAUGAAUCCCGCAGCAUUCCCAUCGGACACCGCGGAAUCGAAGGGUUCAUUCCCAACCUCCGGAGGUGACGGCACAGAGGAGUUCUCGAAAAGCUUGGGAUGCACCAGCUGGAAUUCCAUGGAUUUUCCUGGCUGCUCCUGUCCUGUUUGUGCCUCUGAUCUGGGGCACAUCCCUCUUCCCAAGGAACCAGGAAUCUUGGGAGAGGCCAGAAGGGAGCCCUGGGAUGAUCCAACAGCCACUCCAGGCUUUGUGCUCCCAUCCAGAUCCAAGAGUUUGGGAGAAUUCCUGCCCACGCCGGGAACGCAUUCCCGGAAUCAGCUUCCAAAGUGAAAGGAGAGGGAGGGAAGCAGCUCCAUGGAAUCCAAUCCAUCCCAUGGAAUAAAAACCAGGAUGCACGAGUUUCCUGCAGCAGCUCCAGGCUGUGGCCAAGGGCAGAUUCCAAAACCACUUCCAGUUUUGGUUUCCCACAGCACAGA